Molecule: messenger RNA, 2674 nt
Organism: Rubroshorea leprosula
Lineage: Eukaryota; Viridiplantae; Streptophyta; Magnoliopsida; Malvales; Dipterocarpaceae
Source: the annotation of a GenBank genome assembly
AGAGAGCAAUGAAGAAAAACCAAAAAUAAGGGGAAAGGAAGAAAGGGAGAAGAAGAAGAACCCAUUUGCAUCUUUUCUUGACCAAACCCAGAAAAGAAAAUGCCUUCAAGACCUUUAUCUCCAAGCUCAAGCUCCUUGGUCAAUAGAACAAGAGUAAUCUUCUUGAUCCUCAUCAUCUCAUCCUCUCUGGUUAUUCUGUUUACCAUUCUUUACUUUCUGUACUAUCUAUGGAGUUCUCUUUCAAACAGUGCAAGAACAAUCCCUUUUGAUUCUAGUGCUCCUCUGAAGCUCCAGAGGUUCUCAUACAAGGAGCUUAAGAAUGCCACAAAUGAUUUUGAUGAGGCCAAUGUUAUUGGGAAAGGUGGUUCUGGUACUGUCUUUCGUGGCAUUGUUCAAGAUGGGAAGCUCUUCGCCAUCAAAAGACUGGAUACCCUGUCUCUGCAGACUGAGAGGGAGUUUCAGAAUGAGUUGCAGAUUCUUGGAGGGUUAAGAUCUCCAUUUUUGGUGACCCUUUUGGGAUAUUGUGUUGAAAAGAACAAGAGGUUGCUGGUUUAUGAGUAUAUGCCCAACAAAAGUCUGCAGGAAUCUCUGUUUGGAGAUGGGAAUUUAAGCUUGAAUUGGCAGAGGAGAUUUGGUAUCAUUCUUGAUGUGGCUAAAGCGCUUGAGUUUUUGCAUUUUGGGUGCGACCCUCCAGUGAUUCAUGGGGAUAUUAAGCCUAGUAAUGUCCUGCUGGAUUCAGAUUUUAGGGCCAAGCUUUCUGAUUUUGGACUGUCAAGGAUAAAGGUGGAAGGUGAAUUUGGGGUGGAUUUGUUCAGCCAAGAUUUGGGGAGGAGUCAAGAGCUAUGGAAGAGCCAAGAGCUGUCUGGGAAUUUGGGAGGGACAGGUGAACACACUCCAGCAAUCGGCACUCCUGUGGAGAGUAAUAAUGAGGUAGACUUUGCUCUUGCGUUACAAGCUUCUUCUUCAUCCAAAAACAGUAAAAAGUGUUAUAAUGUUUGUUCUUUGAACCUGAAUUCCUUCAAUUAUAAUGCUAGCAUAGCGCGUGAAGGUGAUUGUAAGGGUGUGAGUGGAAAGGGGAAGGAGAUUAGUAGUAUGGAUGUUGGAGGGGAUGAUUGGAAUAAUAAGUUUGUGCCUUAUGAUGAUGAGUUUGGUAGUGUUGAAAAUAGUGAGUUGAACUGUAGUGCUAAUUUGGUUGCUGAUGAGGCAGCAAGUACAAAACAAUGGGGAAAGGAUUGGUGGUGGAGGCAGGAUGGAAGUGGUGAAUUAUGUAGUAAGGAUUAUGUUAUGGAGUGGAUUGGGAGCCAGAUAUGUCCAUCAACAAAUCCUGAUUGGGAUGAUGAGUCGAAAAAGGCCAACCUGGAGAAAAUUCGGUUGGAUAAUUCAACUCAGUUGGAGAAGUAUGAUGAUGUUCAUCAACCCCAUGUUCAAAAAACUUUGAAUAAGGGUUCUAAGAAGAAAGAAUCAAAGAGUAGAAAAAAUCAAAAAAAGAAGCAUAGAAAGAUGCAGGAAUGGUGGAAAGAAGAGCACUUGGCUGAGAUGAGCAGGAAGGGAAGUAAGAUGAAAAAUCUUGAGACAAAGUGGAAGAAAGGCUUUAAAAUUCCACAUUUUGAUGUUGGUAGACGGUUUUAUUUCCAUAGGAGAAAGAAGUUCGGGGAACAGAAUCAAGAUGACUGUGAUGCAAAUGGAGAGUUCAGUUUCAGAAGAGGAUGGAGGAAGAAGAACAACAAUUCUGUUGGAAGUGACAUGUGGAGUGGAGAUCUUUUUAGUCGAGAACUAAGCAGCACGACAAGCAUGAGGGGAACUCUGUGCUAUGUUGCACCAGAGUAUGGUGGAUGUGGAUACUUGAUGGAGAAGGCAGAUAUAUACAGUUUAGGGGUUUUGAUCCUUGUGAUUGUAUCUGGUAGAAGGCCAUUGCAUGUUCUUGCUUCACCCAUGAAGCUUGAAAAAGCAAACUUGAUAAGCUGGUCUAGGCACUUAGCUCAAUCUGGAAACGUAUUAGAACUUGUAGAUGAGAGACUGAAAGAUGAGUAUAACAAGGAGCAAGCCAGCUUGUGUAUAAACUUGGCACUUAGUUGCCUACAGAAAAUGCCUGAAUUGCGGCCAGACAUUGGAGAGAUUGUAAGGAUCUUGAAAGGGGAGAUGGAUCUCCCACUACUCCCUUAUGAGUUCUCUCCCUCUCCGCCUUCAAAAUUAUACAGCAGAUCAAGGAGAAAACACAAGGCAAAUGCAGAUUAGUUUCAGUACAAUCCUUCUGGUUUUGCUUCUUCUUUCUUGUCAGGUUGGUGUUUUUGAUGAGUGUAAGAUGAUAGGAAGCUCGCUCUUCAAUGCAUAUUUGGGAAGCUGAAUGUUCUAUUGAGAAUUAUCUUAUUAUUGUAAGUAUGUACCUUGAAUGAAUGAAUUUCACUCUCCAUUCAACUAGACACCAUUUCUACAUAUAUGUUCUGCAGCUUCUGCCCUUACAUUUUAUAAUUGUAAUAACUGUUAUGUGGUCUUAGGGAUUUCAAAAAUCCACUUAUCUGAAAGAAUCAAACUCAGAUAUUUGUGGGGUACAUGUGGGGCAAAAGAGCAAGCUGUUAUGUUCAUGUUAUGAUAAUGACAAAGGAAAUUGCCCUCGAAUCUGGGGUUGAAUUUGAGUACUGUAUUCAAUGUGCAUUAAUAGAUACAGGUUCUACUU